AGAGUAACGGAUUGAUUUCAGCCCCGUAUGGUUACAUGUCUUUAUUGCAUACACGCAGCAAGGAGGGACGAGGCAAAGUGGAUGGAGCUGGGAAAAAAAUAAAAUAAUUUUUUUUAAAAAAAGAGCCAGCAGAAAGGGAGAGCUCAUAGGACUCCCCUUCAGGCAUCCGAACAAGUCUGGACUGUUCUGCGGCUGCUUGAGUUCAGCCUACUCUGAGCAAGGCAGCCUCGGGAAACACAAACAGCUCUCACUGUUACACUAGUCCCCUGCGGGGAUGCACCGGGUGAAGUUGUGUUUGUGAGCUGCAGAGGACGACUGUGGCGUUGGGCUUUUUCGUAUCUCGGAGCAGUGGAUACUACUGUGGGACCACACACUGCACGGAGAGCUCGGGCUGGAUAUGCCACAGGUGGGAAGGUGCACGGAGCAGAAAUCCCCAGGUUGUGAAGAUGUGGAGCCGGGUUUUCAUUCUGAUUGUCCUCCUGUUCUCCAUGAAACAGGCUAAUGCUCAGGGCAGGUGUAACAAUGUGCAAGCAGCAGAUAUUGUUUUCCUGGUUGAUGGGUCUUCCAGUAUUGGCCGAGCCAACUUCUUGCAGGUGAAGGGCUUCAUGACUGGAAUUGUGAAGCCUUUUGCUGGCUCCAUCAGUGCAUCAGGAAUUCGGUUUGGCGCCAUACAGUACAGCGACACCUCAAGGGUGGAGUUCACCUUCACCUCCCACCUGAAUGGUACUGAGCUUGUGAAUGCUGUUCAGAAUCUGAACUAUAAAGGUGGAAACACACGCACUGGUGCUGGUCUCAAGUUUGUCUCUGAUAACUUCUUCAACCCUUCGUCCAGUCGGGAUGUCCCAAAGAUCACUAUCCUGAUCACAGAUGGGAAGUCACAGGACAGUGUGACAGAACCGGCACAGAAGCUGCGCAGUCAAGGAGUGCAUGUUUUUGCAGUUGGCAUUAAGAGUGCAGACAGAAGUGAGUUGACUCAGAUCGCCUCCCAGCCCAGCAGCGAUUUCACCUCUUUUGUUGGGGAAUUCAGACUGCUGAACACUCUCCUUCCUCUUGUGAGCCCUCGAGUGUGUACAAAAGCAGGAGGAGUCUUUGCCAGUGAUGAGGCCUUUUCUGGUCCAUCCAACAUUCAGUUCGCAGGUCAGACUUCUGAUUCUCUCCGGUUUCGCUGGAAUCCUGCGGGGGGUCCUGUGAGUGGCUAUGUAGUCCAGUAUGUACCCCUCUCUGGCCUGGGUCAGCCAAUCAUAUCAGAACUGCGUCAGGAAACUCUCUCUGCCAGUCAGAGGACGUUUACCGCACGAGAGCUGAGGUCAGGAACAGAUUACCUUGUGACCGUCAUCGCCCAGUACCCCAACAGUGUGGGAGAUUCUGUUUCUGCCAAGCAACGAACCAGAUCAUUGCCAGGUGUCUCCAGUCUACGCUUGAUUCAGACGGGCUUCUUUUCUCUCUCUGUGGGGUGGGACAAGCCUACAUCUCCCAUCCAGGGCUACAGAAUCACCUAUGGACCUCGAGGUCAGCCAGCGGCUCAGCUGUCGGAGCAGUCACUAUCUGCAGACUCUACAUCUGCCACCUUGGACUCACUUCAGCCUGACACGGAGUACGUCAUCAGCCUCUACACCUUAUUCCCCCGAAACUCAGCAUCCCCAUCUGUCCUCAAUGCUCGCACAUUGCGCCUUGAGGCAGUGCAGCAGUUGACAGUGGAGACGGAGUCAGAGGGCAGUGUUCGUGUAAGAUGGAGAGGUGUCAGUGGUGCACGUGCCUACCGCCUGGUCUGGGGACCUUUUACAGGUCGUGAUGUGGAGACUGUGGAGGUUCCUGUCGACAGUGAGUUCUACACUUUGUCCAGGCUGAAACCUGACACCGAGUACAUUGUCACUAUCAUCCCGCUGUAUGAGGGCAACACAGAGGGCCCUGGAGCAACAGCCAGAUUCAAAAUAGAGAGCCAGGAGCAGCAGGUCCUCAGAGCGACUAUCACCGGCCCCUCCUCCAUCCGCCUCACCUGGAGAAUCAUUCGGUCCUCCCAGGGAUAUCGUCUGGAGUGGAGAGAGACAGAAGGAGGACCUGUCCAGAGCCAGUCCUUUCCUAGCAGCACCAACAGCUAUGAGCUCGUAGGCCUUCGACCCAACACAGAAUAUGUCAUCACCCUGUACACCCUGUUCGAAGGCCGUGAGGAGGCUACACCAGUCACCACCACAUCCAGAGAGGAGCAGCCAGUGGGAAGUGUGACUGACCUGCGAGUGGUGGAGUAUCUGGGCAGUAUUGUGAGACUUGGCUGGACGGGCGUAGCUGGAGCCACUCAGUACCGAAUCAUAAUCUUGAGCACAGAAGGGGCAACAGAGGAAAUUCAAAUUGUCCCUGGAAACCAGACCACCCUUGACCUCAGAGACUUAACAGUGGGAGUGUCGUAUGUUGUCAGUGUCACAGCUCUGGUCGGAGAAAAUGAAGGUGGCCCAGUUACUGUGACCAUCACACCAGAGCAAGGUCCAGGACGAGUGACCAAUCUCAGAGUAACAAAUACAAACAGUCGAAGGGUGCGAAUUGCCUGGACAGGUGUUACAGGUGCAACAGGGUACAGGGUUACUUGGAGACAAGGCAGUGGUCCGGAGCAAUACAAUACUCUGGGAGCAGAGGCCACAUCCUACACCAUAGAAGGCCUGCAACCAGACGAGGCACUGGUAAUCGGUGUCGCAUCUGUUGUCGAACAACGCAUUGGAGAGGUGGUCACCCUGUCUACCCGAACUAAUCCUAACGGUGGAGCGCUGUCUGGACUUCGCGUCAUUGAUGCCACGUCACAGAGAAUACGCAUUGCAUGGUUGCCUUCCGCCAGGGCAACUGGUUAUAAGAUCACCUGGCGUGGUGAUGAUGGAGUCGCUACAACUCGUAAUGUGGCUGCGGACGUCUCUUCCUAUACCAUUGAUGGACUACAGUCAGACGUGACCUACAGUGUCAUAGUGUCUGCAUUAUAUGGCUCCCGAGAAGGAAGCACUUCCACUCUGAACAUCAGAACAGACCAGACUGUGGUCGGGACUGUGACAUCACUGCAAGUCCAGGAGACCCGUGGAGAGGUGGUUCGAGUUAGUUGGGUUGGUGUGCAGGGAGCAACUGCUUAUCGUGUGUCUUGGAGAAGAACAGACGGUGGAGAAGAGAGGAGUCAGGUGGUGAGUGGAGAUGUGACGGCAGUGGAUUUAGAUCAGCUGGACCCUGGAGUUCAGUAUGAAGUGCAGGUCAUGGCUUUAGUUCAAAACAGAGAGGGAAAUCCUGUGUCUGUCAGAGUCACCACACCUCGUGAUUAUACCCCAACUCCACCAUUAACUACCACAACUUUACGAGUAGCAGAAGUUACCCAGAAUUCUGUGCGGUUAGGCUGGACUCCUCUACCAGGUGCCACAGGGUAUAUAGUUCGCUGGAAAGACCAGACAGAUACUGGUCAAGGCUUGUCUGUUACGCUGCCUGCCUCGUCCAGCUCUUACCAGGUGACUGGGCUGCGUUUGGGACGUCGGUACCGAUUCACAGUGCAGCCCGUCUUUCAAAGUAGACUAGGAACGGAGAGCUAUGUAGAUGAACGCCCUGUGUGUUUGGGUGGACGCCUGGACGUGGUGUUUCUGGUGCCUGCGUCUACUGAUCGGAUCAGCUUUGCAAGACCUCUACGCGAACUCCUUGCAAGUGUAGCAGGUUCACUCACCACUAUUGGACCCCGGGACUCUCAGGUAGGAGUUGUAAUAUAUGGUUAUCGACCCAAAAUAUGGUUCCUGCUCAGUCGCCAUAGCAGACACGACACACUUCUCCAAGACAUUGAAUCCACGCCUUUUGAUGAAAGCCCAGGGAAUAACAUUGGUGAGGCUGUGACGUUCACCAGACAGUAUCUUCUUAGCCCAUCAGCUGGACGGAGGCCGAGGGUCCCUGGUGCUGUUGUCAUCAUUGCUGAUAGAAGAUCAGCUGACAACCUGACUCUCGCUGCCAACACUCUAAAGACUCCAGGACUGACUGUGCUAGCAGUGGGCAUAGACCAGGCAAACAGUGAUGAUCUGCGUCGGGCUGUGACUGAUGGCAGCUUGCAAAACAUACUGUAUACCCGCAAUGUGGCACAGUUGGACACGCUACACACUGACCUGGCAGACAUGCUCUGUGGUAUUGCCAGAAUACCUGAGGUUACUCCAGGUCCAGAGCAGUGCAACGUUCAGUGCCCUCAGGGUGAGAAAGGAGAGCGUGGAGAGAAGGGUGAGAGAGGUAGAGAUGGUGUGGAUGGGCGUAAGGGAGAGUCUGGCCGUGAUGGUUUGCCAGGGAGGGAAGGCCCCAGAGGUCCUGAAGGACGGCCCGGUCCACCAGGCCGGACCGUCCCUGUUGAUCCGUCAGUGGGAACUAAAGGAGAAAAAGGGGAGAGAGGUUUCCCUGGUAUUGAUGGCAAUCCAGGGUUGCCAGGGCGACCAGGUGCCCCUGGAAAUGCAGGCAUCCCAGGAUCACAGGGUGUACCUGGUGUCAGAGGAAGCACAGGUGAUCCAGGAGGACCAGGGCCUUCAGGGCCAAAGGGGGACAGAGGUGAAAAGGGUGAACCAGGUUCUGGAGGGGUUCUUCCAGGGAGGAAAGGAGAACCAGGCAUCCCAGGAAUACCGGGGAGUCCAGGUCGACCAGGCAGCGACGGACCCAAAGGUGAACCUGGAGUUCCAGGGUCACGAGGUCAGGAUGGUCGCCCAGGUAUACCAGGAACACCAGGACUUUCCAUCAAGGGAGAUAAGGGCAGCUCAGGAGAGAGGGGACCUCCAGGAGUAGGCAGCGGGGUGGCUGUGAAGGGCGAGAAGGGCGAAGACGGCUCCCCUGGUACUUCAGGAGCUCCAGGGCCUCAAGGACCCAGAGGGCUCACAGGACCUCAGGGCAGCAAAGGAGACAAGGGUGAUGAUGCUGUCGGGCUGCCCGGACCUCCAGGCAGGCAGGGGGAGCCUGGGGACAGGGGUCCCCGUGGGCCUCCAGGAGAAAUUGGCAGCAAGGGCGACCGAGGACAGCCAGGCGAGCCCGGAUCACAAGGAGACAGGGGGGAGAGAGGACCAGCUGGUGCAACUGGGGAGAGAGGGGACCCAGGCAAGCCGGGACUCGCAGGAACACCAGGGUUGAGAGGUUUACCGGGAUCUAGCGGGCCGCCGGGAGAGAAGGGAAAUGAAGGCGCGCGAGGGGAGCCAGGCGGAAGUACUCCUGGGCUCCCAGGGAAGAAAGGAGAACAGGGGGAGAGAGGGCUGCCUGGUCUUGAUGGCACCAGGGGAGACAAGGGUGAGCCAGGACAGAGAGGAGACAAAGGGUCUCCAGGUGCAGGUGCUCCUGGACCUAAAGGGGAUCCAGGAGACAGAGGACUCGCUGGUGCUAACGGGAAACCAGGUGCCAAGGGAGACCUGGGAGAACCAGGAGAGAGGGGAGAGAACGGGCGCCCAGGAAUCCCAGGAAAGCCUGGUCUUCCUGGAAAGGAGGGAGAAAAGGGAGAGAAAGGCGAUGAAGGCACUCCUGGCGAGUCUGGACUUCCUGGAAAGUCUGGAGAAAGAGGACUGAGGGGAUUGGCUGGUCAGCCAGGACGACCAGGAGAAAAAGGAGACAUGGGAGACCCGGGAGAGCAUGGACGAAAUGGCAGCCCUGGACCUGCUGGACCAAGAGGAGAGAAAGGAGAACAGGGACCUCAAGGGCCUCCAGGAAUUGUGACUGACAUCAAGGGCGGGCUGAGAGGAGAAAAAGGAGAGAAGGGUGAUGCUGGCGAUCCAGGAGAGCAUGGCGGCAAAGGCGUGAAAGGCGAAGCAGGGACUCCUGGAGUGCCGGGUCUUCGAGGUCCAGAGGGACAACGGGGACCUGCAGGCACGAGAGGUGACACAGGGGAAAGAGGGACACCCGGAGACAAGGGAGAAAGGGGGGCAUCUGGUUUGGAUGGACGUCCUGGUCUGGAUGGUAAACAAGGCACUCCUGGUCCACCUGGACAGAGGGGCGAUCCUGGGAAACAGGGAGACUCUGGAAGAGAUGGAUUACCUGGACUGAGAGGAGAACAGGGUCCCCCGGGGCCAGUUGGGCCCCCGGGCCAAUCAGGGACGCCUGGUAAAGCAGGUGAAGAUGGCAAACCUGGGGCUCCUGGUAAAAUGGGUGAGGACGGGGUUCCAGGUGAAGAUGGAAGAAAGGGUGACAAAGGGGAACCUGGAGCAGCAGGAAGAGAUGGCCGUGAUGGACAGAAAGGGGAUCGUGGUCUUACUGGGCCUGUUGGACCCGCUGGUGCUGCUGGAUCUCCUGGACUACCUGGCAGCAUUGGUCCUCCUGGAGAGGUUAGGUAUAUAAAAGGAAUUGAUGCAGUACCGAUCCCAGGUCCGCAGGGGCCUCCAGGAACGCCUGGGGUUCCUGGAAUCCCAGGAGCUGUCGGUGCCCGAGGCGAGAGAGGUUCACCUGGGCUUAAAGGAGAUGCUGGAGACCCUGGAGAGGAUGGGGCGCCGGGUAAACCUGGAACAGCAGCGGAUGUACAAAAAGCUCUGGCAAACCUCGGUAUCCUGGUGUCUGAUCUGCAGUUGAUUGUGGACAAGAGGGACACAGCACUAGUGCAAAAAACAGAGAAAGGUGAUAAGGGAGACAGAGGUGAAUCUGGACUGAGAGGACCAUCUGGUGCAGAUGGUCCUCGUGGCUUUUCUGGAGACAGGGGACCUAAAGGGGAUCAAGGUGAGCGAGGACCUCCGGGACCAACUGGGCUUCCAGGAAGAGCCAUUGGAGAACGAGGGCCAGAAGGACCCCCAGGGCCUGCUGGAGAGUCAGGCAAGCCUGGAAUACCAGGUGUUCCUGGACGGGCAGGGGAGGUCGGGGAGGCUGGGAGACCAGGAGAAAAGGGUGAGAGGGGAGAGAAAGGUGACAAAGGUGAAUCUGGAAGAAUUGGAUCAACAGGACCAGCUGGUCCACCAGGUCAAAAGGGAGCAUCUGCCGAUUCUGUACUGGUGGGUCCCCCUGGGGCCAGAGGCCCCCCAGGGCUGGUUGGACAAAAGGGAGAGCCUGGUGCUUCAGGACAACCUGGACUCAAAGGAGACCGGGGAUUUGUGGGACCUCAAGGUAAUAAAGGAGACAGAGGUGAUCCUGGAGAAAGGGGACGUGAUGGCUCACAGGGAGCACCAGGAGAAUCUGGAAAACCUGGUCAGGAUGGGAAGCCGGGCUCAGCAGGGCCUGCUGGUCCUCGAGGUCAACCAGGAAACCCCGGAGAGCCUGGCAUUAGGGGUCCAACUGGCCCCAUGGGUCCCAACGGGCUGCCAGGAGCACCAGGUGUAAAGGGUAAUCAGGGAGAGGCCGGCAUCGGUGUUCAGGGUCCUCCUGGUGCCCAGGGAAGCACAGGUCUGCCAGGACCACCAGGUCCUCCAGGAGCUGUGGGUCCACAGGGUCCUCCGGGACUGUCAGGUCAGGUGGGCGAGGCAGGUAAACCUGGUGUACCUGGAAGAGAUGGGGUGCCUGGGAAAGAAGGAUUACCUGGAUUACCAGGAAAACAGGGCAUUAUUGGACCUCCAGGUCAGCCCGGAUUAAAAGGAGAGCAGGGAGAUAGUGGCCCUCCAGGGAAGUCUGUGGCUGGACCCCCCGGACCAAAAGGAGGGAAUGGUAUUCCUGGUCAAACACUGCCGGGCCCAGCUGGAGAGAGAGGUCUCACUGGUGAAAAGGGUAACAGGGGCGACAAAGGUGCUGCAGGCACCAAAGGAGAAAGAGGAGUACCAGGUGAACCAGGAGAGCCUGGAGAAAAUGGUGAACAGGGAUCGCCUGGUCCAAAAGGAGACAAGGGAGAGAAGGGCAUAGGAAUGACAGGUCCUCCUGGUCGGGUUGGGCCCCAAGGUUUAAAGGGGGACCCAGGGCUUCCUGGUCCAGCUGGUCCUCCAGGGCCUCAAGGGAAGACGGGGGAUCCUGGGCAGUCUGGUGUGAGAGGAGAAAAUGGACAGGCAGGACCUCCUGGACCCCCAGGGGAAAGGGGCGUCCAAGGCUUUGCAGGUCGCGUAGGAAAUGUUGGCGCUCCAGGUCCAUCUGGGCCUCCUGGACUAGCAGGUACUCCUGGUAUUCCUGGGGUAAAAGGAGACAAGGGGGAAAACGGUGUCGGCGCUCCUGGUCCCAGAGGAGAGAGAGGAGAUCCAGGGUCCAGAGGCGAGGAGGGUCGAGCUGGUGUGGACGGGGAGAGAGGACCAACGGGUCCCGCGGGGGUUCGUGGCGCUCGGGGAGAGAAGGGAGACGGCGGGCUGCAAGGUGACAAAGGAGAAAAGGGGGACACUGUGCUGGUGGGAGGACCUCCUGGAGAAAAGGGCAACAAAGGGGAAACAGGCGACAGAGGACCCAAAGGUGUACAAGGAGAAAAGGGGUUGAAAGGUCAAGAGGGUCCACCCGGGGAGCAGGGUCUGAGGGGAGAACCUGGAGAACGGGGAUCUACUGGGUUCCCGGGAGCCCGUGGUCCUGGUGGACAAAAGGGAGAAGCAGGCCAACCAGGAGUACCUGGAGAAUUGGGUUUAUCUGGAAAAGAUGGACUGGCAGGGCGAAAGGGAGAUAAAGGAGAGACCGGCAUCGUAGGAAUGAGAGGAAUCAAGGGUGAUCGCGGACCAAAGGGGGCUUGUGGAAGCGACGGACCCAAAGGAGAAAAGGGGGAUGCUGGUGUCCACGGACGGUCAGGCCUACCAGGGAGGAAAGGUGGUCAGGGGGAUGUCGGACCUCCCGGGGCCCCUGGGACCCCUGGAAAAGAGGGACUGAUCGGCCCAAAGGGAGACCGUGGUUAUGACGGGGUUACAGGAUCUAAAGGAAGUCAGGGAGAAAAGGGUGAAAGGGGUCCACCCGGUGUCCCUGGUCCUCCAGGUCCCAGAGGACUGGAUGGGGCCGCAGGCUUGACUGGGGCGCAAGGACCAGCUGGUGCUAAAGGCCCAGAGGGACUCCAGGGACAGAAGGGUGAGAGAGGCCCAAUUGGUCCCGCCAUGGUCGGUCCACGUGGCGUCCCGGGAAUCCCAGGAGAGCGAGGACUGAUGGGAGAGAUGGGCCCAGAUGGAGCCAAGGGAGACCGAGGAGAGCCAGGCAUGACGGAGGAUGAGAUCAGAGAGUACGUUCGCUCGGAGAUGAGUCAGCACUGUGCGUGUGGAGGUUCAGGCCCAGACAUUCGGUCCGGGCCCACGGUCAGGGCUCGGCCUGCAGCAGAGCAACAACUGAUACAGAGGGGUGAGGAGGGCCGUGAGCUGCGUGUGGUGAUGAACACCAAUGACCCAGACUACGAGCACAUCUACUCCAUCGAGGCUUAUGACGACCCCCUGGAUGAGCUGCUCUACUUCCCUACUCCCUCUGCCAACCAGAGUGACGGUGAGCUCGAGCAAAAGGAAUCUGAGAAAACAGUCAGUGUUAAACCAAGCAAAUCAGCAGGUGCUGACAUUCAAAAAACAGCAACAGCUGAUCUUCAGAAAGUAAAAGUUACAAGCCUGAGAGCAGUCGUGCCCAAAACAGUCAGGUUCAAGAGGAGAGUCAAAGGGGAAGCAUCAACAGAUAUAUGCCUCCUGCCCAUGGAGGAGGGGAGCUGUGGACGAUACACAAUGCGUUGGUACUUCAACAGUAAGGUUCAGGCCUGCAGACCCUUCAUCUACAGUGGUUGUGAGGGAAACGACAAUCGCUUCCUCCACCUGGAAGAGUGUGAGGAGGUCUGCCUUGGGAAGGCCGAAGGUGCUCCUCCCCUGAAGACAGCACAAUGAUUGUGGCCAACUCCUCCUUUGCCACAGGAAUGUUAGCCUUUACAUUGCUUUUAUAGAAAAUUAUGUUCUCAGAUGUCAGUGGUUUUGUUUGUUCUGUUUAUUUAUUGUAUCUUUAAACGCAACUAAAUUUUACCGUGCUUUAAACAGGGUUGCCAGAAUGCCUCACUCACAAAACAGUGUUUGCUAGAUUAAAAAUAACUUUGCUUCUGAUGGAUUACUACUAAUUAUUAAAAAAAAAGGAGCAGUGUAAAGGAUUUAGGGAAUUCUGUUAACAGAAAUGCCAUCCAUCAUCUGUCUGUAGCCGCUUAUCCUGUAGAGAGUCAGGGAUGGCGGGAGCCUUUCCCAGCUGUUUUUGUUUGGGAGAUAGAGUACACCCUGGACGACCAAUUUAGAGUCACCAGUUAAACUAAUGUAAACAUGUCUCCAGACUGUGAGAGGAAACUGGAGCACAGAGAAAGGCCACAAAAGAACAGAGAGAACAUGCAAACUCUCCACAGACAGGUAAAACAGCUAAAUUAAAAUGGAUUUUUGGCCAUGGUAUGCUAAUGUUAUAUUAGCAACCACACAGGUAGCUAACACAAGCAAUAAAGCCCUACAUCAUUAUGGAUGUAGCAACAGGGGCCUGGCAGACACCACAGGUUCUUGCAUAUCUUUGGAGAGGGAGGCUUAUUCAGUUGGCUGCAAUCUGCAAUCUCACCACUAGAUGUCUCUAUAUUCUAUGUGCUGGUCCUUUAAAUAGUUUCACACUGAAGGGGAGUACCUUCACUUUCUAUUCCAGACUUCACCCUGAUUUUCUCAGUUUGACUUUAACCAAAGUAUGGAGGUACUUUAGUACAUUCUGUUCGGAUCAUGUGCCACACUGGUAAUAAGAUCCAUGUCUGCAUAUGAAUCUGAGAGAAACUAAACAUUCUUUAAUUAAAUACCAGUUUGGUGAAGCUCAUUAGAUUUCACUGACUUGAUGGUCUUUGGGAUUACAGCUUGCAGUUUUAAAUCAUUAAAAGUAAUAGCUAUUUUAUUUUGACAAAAUAAUAUUUAUUUCCCGUGCUCUUUUAUAUUUUUAAAAAUAUAAAAUAUUUUCAAAAAAUAUAAAAAGUCAUUAGUGUGUCAGUAGCAAUCCAAAUUACAUCAAGAUCCUUCACAGAACCCAGACACCCAAACACACAGCAGUGGUGACAAGGAAAGCCUCCCACUGAACAGGAACUACCCAGUCUCACCCCUCUCAAACAUAGAAACGAGGGAAAAAUAAAGCGAAAAUAAAUUGCAGCAGCUGUAACAGAAAAUCCAGACAAAGUCAUUGACAGCACUGCACAUCACUGCUAUUCUAUCAAUAAUAUGGUAAAACAAUACUGUGCAGUAAAGAGACAAAGGUCUAAAACAAAAGACUAAUCGUGUAAGUUGUCUUUACAGAGGACACCAGAACACACUUCCAAAUGAUUUAACAACACAUUUUGUUAAAUGACAUACAAACUGCACAUGAACUUCACUGAACUGGUAUUUACUGUAAGAAUAUUGUGUAAUAUGGUCUGUAUGUGUUGACUUGUGUGCAUUGUGCCAACACUGAAAUGUUUUCUUCUAUUAAUAAUCUUGUUGUAAUGUUACCCAACAAUCGAAACAAAACCUACGUACAAAAUCAUCCAAAUAGCAUUAAACACUAGUAUUUAUUUUAAUAAGUCUACAAGGAUUACAUUGUGCAAUUUGUCUGAUUUUGUACUGCAGUGUAUCUGAAAGUCAAAGCUGACUUCUCAGUGUUUCUGUGUACAGUUUGGGGUUAUUGACUUUUCUUUCCAACAUAGUUUGAAGUAACUCUUUUAACCAUGAGAUGGUUCUUGGCCCCAUCUAAAAAAGGAAACUGAUACAAGUGUUUCAUAGGUUUCCCAAUGACACUAAUUUCUCCUCAUGCUCUUCUACACACACAAAAAAAAAAAAAAAAAACUAUGCAAGCACAAAUAUACUGGGUUAUUAUAAUGGAUAUAGUUUUAUCAUUUGUAUUAAAUAUGAAGAAUCGAGAACAAUGUUUUGUACAUAAUAUUUGUAUUAUUUGGUGGAAGUUGUCGUUGACUGCAUGUUUACCUGCCAGAGAAAAGGUGCUAUUUUUAAAGGAAUUUUUAUACUGUGUUAUAGGUGUAAGCUUCAAGUGUUUUUCUGGUACAAACGUUUUGUUUCUGUAGUAUUAUGGAACACUUUGAUAAGCAUUUCCAAUAAAUCUAAUGUUUGAGUAAAACUAA
Mugil cephalus (flathead mullet) is the source of this 11908-nucleotide messenger RNA. RefSeq names its product collagen, type VII, alpha 1 (gene col7a1). NCBI's taxonomy places the organism in Eukaryota, Metazoa, Chordata, Actinopteri, Mugiliformes, Mugilidae. The transcript has 119 exons. Gene Ontology annotation, molecular function: serine-type endopeptidase inhibitor activity; protein binding. The record is from RefSeq and is a predicted model, not a curated record. The coding region runs from base 447 to 9683 and encodes 3078 amino acids.